This is a messenger RNA of Penicillium alfredii, 255 nucleotides long. RefSeq names its product NADH dehydrogenase [ubiquinone] 1 beta subcomplex subunit 3. Gene Ontology annotation, cellular component: mitochondrion. Bases 1 to 255 code for a protein of 84 amino acids. Lineage: Eukaryota; Fungi; Ascomycota; Eurotiomycetes; Eurotiales; Aspergillaceae. The record is from RefSeq and is a predicted model, not a curated record. Gene Ontology annotation, biological process: mitochondrial respiratory chain complex I assembly; electron transport chain. The transcript has 2 exons.
AUGCCUGCUCGAAACCCUACUGGAUUCGAUCUCAAGGAGUUCAAGGCUGCGGCCUCUCCGUCAUCUGUCUAUGCCCGCCGAGAUCCUUGGACACGCAAUGAGACCUGGCGGUACACCGGUCCCUUCUCUCGGUUCAAUCGCUUCAAGGGACUCUUCCCCGGUUUCGGAAUUGCGACCGUCGCUUUUGCCGCCUACUGCACAUAUGAGCACUUCUUCCUGAAGGAUGACCACCACCACGGUGAUGCCCACCACUAA